Molecule: messenger RNA, 678 nt
Organism: Condylura cristata (star-nosed mole)
Lineage: Eukaryota; Metazoa; Chordata; Mammalia; Eulipotyphla; Talpidae
Product: keratin-associated protein 13-1-like
Exons: 1
Coding region: 1-678 (225 amino acids)
Source: RefSeq, a predicted model, not a curated record
AUGUCCAACAACUGCUGCUCUAGAAACUUCUCCAGCUCUGAAAACUUCUACUCCACCUCCAUUGGGGGCACUAGGAACUACCCUGCCUCCUCCUGUGGCUCUUCCUUCCCCAACAUCGUGGUCUACAGCUCUGACGUGGCCUCUCCCAGCACCACCCAGCUGGGCUCUCCUCUCUCCAUUGGCUGCCAGGAGACCUGCUGUGAGCCCUCCAGCUGCCGGGUGUCUCCUGUGGUGUCCAGCCCCUGCCAGGCUUCCUGCUUCCGCCCCAGGCCCUCUGCUUCCUGCAGCCAGUGCCUGCCUUCCUGCUCCCGCCCCAGGCCUUUCAGCUUCUGUGGGCUGUCCUGCUUCCGCCCCAGAUCCCCCAGGCCCUGCGGGGUGUCCUGCUACCGUCCCAGACCCUCUGCUGCCUGCAGCCCCUGCGCGGUGCCCUGCUCCAGCCCCAAGCCCACUACUGUCUGUAGCCCCUGUGGCUUGGCUUACUCUGGAAAUCAGGGCUGCGGCCCCAGCAGCAGCUGCUCCCAGGUGUAUCAAUCUAGUAGCUCCUACUCAGUGGGGUGUGGGCCCAGUAGCUUCAGGCCCCUGGCUUGUGGGGUCCCUGGGUUCCCCUCUCUGAGCCUCGGCUCUGGAGUCUGCCGCCCAGUCUCCCUGACUUCCGGCACCUGCCAGUCGCCUUGUUAA